UGAAGAAGGCAAUGGAAAAGCUCCCCGAAGCAGCAGUCGCGGCUGCCGCCUCAGACGUUCCGAUAGACGUUAUUUGUGGUAUACUAUCGUAUCUUCCCGUCAAGUCGGUACUACGUUUCAGGUGCGUAUCAAAAUCAUGGUGCUCUCUCAUCAAUGAUUCUCACUUUAAAAGGUCACAUCUCCUUCAAUCACGUGAUCAGGUAUUGGUUCGCCAACUCCAAUGUCCGGACAAGUAUUAUAGUUUUCAUGGUGGACCUUUUUUUGAUGAUAUAGUUUCAGGAGAAUCUAGAGAAAUGGAAUCACUCUUCCCUCGUAUUCCUAAUCCACCCAUAUGCAAUGCCACCAAGUUAUUGGCGGCUUGUGAUGGCUUGUUACUCAUGAAAAAUUGUGAUAAUGGCCAGUUAACUUUAUUGAACCCUUCGACUGGACAGUGUCGUAAUCUGCAGGAUGUUAAAUAUGAUUUUGCGUCGCCAGGGGGCAGGUGUUGUUACGGCUUGGGUUAUGAUUCGUCAACAGAUGACUAUAAGAUACUUGUCCUGGCAGAUUAUCACUUUGAAAAGGAGCGCCGGUUAAAAACUGAAACUAAACUUUUUUCUGUGAAAACAAAUUGUUGGCGGAAGGUUAAAAGUCCCGGAAUGAGCAACAAUAAUGCCGUAAAUCUAAACGGAUGUAUGAUUUGGGUGAGUACGCUGUAUUGGAAGUCCAAUGGUAUGCAUUUGAACAAGAUAGUUUCAUUAUCACUAGCAGACGAGACGAUAAUAGAGAUGGAACAUCCUUAUUAUUAUUACGAUGAGAUUCCAUGGCCGGAUGUGGGUGUUUUGCAAGGAUGUGUUUGUUUAACAGUGGCUGGUUCACGCUCGCUCACCAUCUGGUUAAUGAAAGAAUUUGGAGUAACAAGCUCGUGGACUAAGGUUAUUACCUUACCCAACCUAGAUUUCAGACGUGCAACUCCAUUGCCAGUUAAUCAUAUGAACAAAACAGUUUUCCUUCUUGACGGAUGGGUUAAUGGUGUUGAGCUGUUGAUUCUGAAUGAUUUAGAGGCAGAAGACUAUAAAAUUGUUAAAAUUACAAAUUUCCCAAGGCGAAAUUUUCCUCAUCUGUUGACAUUUUCAAGGAGUUUAAUUUCACCAAAUUAA
Mercurialis annua (annual mercury) is the source of this 1136-nucleotide messenger RNA. Its product is annotated as F-box protein CPR1-like. Gene Ontology annotation, molecular function: protein binding. The record is from RefSeq and is a predicted model, not a curated record. Bases 12 to 1136 code for a protein of 374 amino acids. Lineage: Eukaryota; Viridiplantae; Streptophyta; Magnoliopsida; Malpighiales; Euphorbiaceae. The transcript has a single exon.